Messenger RNA from Belonocnema kinseyi, 1373 nucleotides. RefSeq lists its product as uncharacterized. The transcript has 7 exons. The record is from RefSeq and is a predicted model, not a curated record. Lineage: Eukaryota; Metazoa; Arthropoda; Insecta; Hymenoptera; Cynipidae. The coding region runs from base 116 to 1303 and encodes 395 amino acids.
GAAGCAUUUUCUAUGCGUUUUGCGUCUCGAAUUUGUUCAAAAUCAUAUUCGGCAUAUCAAAUGACGUAUUAAAACCAAUUAAUACUAGAAAGUUGAAAAUAUUCUGAUAUCGAAGAUGGAAAAAUUGACUUCAAAAUCGAAAGUACUUUUCAGUAAAAGUGAAAUAAACAAGAGACCACUUCUCUAUGACAGAGAUAGCGAGGAUGAGCUUUUCGGUGAUGACUUUGACAUGGAAUUCGAAGGAGAAUCAACAUCCAGAGGGAUUGAAAACAGAGGAAACAGAGUUAAGAAAAAGCGCUCAGAGUCACCAUCUGAAAUGUUCAGCGACCGAAUGCGGAAUUCUGUGAUUUCACAUGACGCAUGCAAAACGGAAAUUCUCAUCCGGAAGGAACAAUUAAGACAGAAAACAAUUGAAUGUAUGCGACUGGAAAGAAAAUGCAUAGAAAAGGACCAAUUCAUUAAAAAUAAAAAUGAGUACAUCAAAAAAUUGAGGUUUCUCAAUGAAGAAUUGCAGGAAAGUGUAAUUAGCGGCAUGGAUGAAGUCAAAGUAAUGAUAAUGAAUAAGAAAACCUCAUUAAAGUCAAAGGCUGGGAGUGAUCUUUUGGCCAACGCGGCCAUUAUACGGCCAGAGCCAAAUUUUGCCGAACCAACGCGAGAUGUUGAGCCAAAUGUUGGAUCUUUGUCCACAGACCAGAAAUCAAUUCAUUUGGGACGAGGAAUCUACAUUCCAGUAGACGCGUACGCAAAAGUGAAAGUAAUGACUCGCUCAAAUCAGCAUUUCGUGAAAAGACUAUCGUUGGCUCUUUUCGGAAAACAAACUCUCUUAAAAAGUACUAUUUCCGGUAAAGGAAGUAAUCGCAACAGAGGUCAAAAAUUACCGGAAAUGUCGCUCGAUGGCAGAAAACUCUUGGCGAUAAAAGACUCAUACUCUCAUUGGCUGCAAACGGAAAAAUACGUGGACGUUAUAAAGGCGGAAAUUGAAUCCUGCAGGAUUUUUAAUUACAUCUGUAAACAAAUCUCCGACAUGAAAAAACAGAAAAGAGAGAUAGGAGGAAAAGUGAAUAAAGUAAGGACCUCUCAAUCAAAAAAUUCCGAAAUUUACGAUAACGAUAUUGAAGUUGAUACUAUUGGAAGUGACGAAAGUGGAGACGAAGAAAGCCGAGAAUUAGUGCAAUUCACGGAUACUGGAAUUAAGGUUGAAAUGCUCGAGAAUCCGGGCGAAAUUAAAAUCGAAAAUUUGGAUAACGUUGAUUUUAUUGAAGUCGAUGACGAAGAUUUAAAAAUAUUUAAUCCCGUAGAAUAAGCCGGCGGUUCCAUUUAUUUAUUUUUAAGAAACAGUUACUGAUUUCAUUCAUUUCCAAAUUUUUUCGUGA